AUGGAGAUAGAUCCCAACAAUACUCACCGGUACAUCAAGUCCACCUUUCAGCGCCUACUCCCAGGCACUGUGUUCCCCACUCCCGUAUUAUGGGCGUUACUCCCCCUAGCCUGCCCGGCGUGCCUGGAAGAAACCGAUCCGAAGACAACACCAUUGAAAUAUAUUGUACAGUACCCAUUUGGGUGGUGUGUUGCGUGUGCAAUUAAGCCAGUCGGUGUCAAAGGCCACUGGUAUUGCACGUGGAGUUCCGCCCAACUGAACCACGAGAUAGCGUCCAUCAACAUUGGCAAUUGGCCCCCGAAUCCUUUUCCUAAACCGCGUCCGGCCCCCGCAGCGCCUAUUCCGAUCACACCCAGCCAACAGUUGUUGAAUCAACUUUUCAAGCCCCCCAAAAAUCAACCGCGUUUGCUCGCCAGCAAUGGCAUACUAUGCCAUGGAGUGAACGGGCAGACAGGCGCCACUCACAAAGGCAAAGACACUCGGAGAGGAAACAAGGACUGUGUUUUCAGGGCUUGCGCCGCUGUUCAAUGUUGGAAACAGUGCUGUCAAACGUUGGGUGAUCAAGCGUGUGGGGCCAAAGGCCACCGGAAACCUUCACCUUCCGCGCCCAGUGGACCUUCCACGGUCCACCCGUUUUUGAAUCGUACAGAGAAGGAUGUAACCAAGUCUGAUAUCAAUUAUGAUAUCAAUUCCGAUGGUUUGCCAGGCACGUUACGCUCUGCUCGGCCUCCCCCAGUCCCCCAUUGCCGCAUCCCGCUUCAAAGCGCCCAGACUGGCGGUCGCUUGGCACACAAAUUUAGCCCUUCUCAGCUCGCCACUUUGUUCAAUAUGCGAUCAGAGCGGGAGCAAAGCAUCCCUCGUAACCAAAAAUUUGAAGCUGACGCAGCGAAGGUGGUCACUGUAAUUGCUUGGCUUAAGUGGCCGUCCUUCGCCUUGCAUCAGUCUCAAAAGCUGGUCAACGCCGCUGCCCUCCAAGAGGGUCUGUCUGCCAACUCCUCAUGGACUCGAUCGCUCAGUUUGUGGGAUCCGCAAUUGUUGGGAUGGCUCAGCACAGACAUCGACCUACCGACACGCUUUCCCAUCACCCCACGUCAGAUUUUGGUCAAACUUGAGGGAAUAGAAAGGGAAGAGUGUUUCCAGUUCGAUCGCCUGUUACACACAACGUACGAUUCCAUGCCUGGCCCCCUUAAUCCUCCUGGGUAUCAACGAUCAUCAGCUCCCUCGACUUCUUGGCUCCAGAAUGAACCCACACCGCUUUCCACCAUCGCUGAAAACUCUCAAGCAACACACAAUGUGACUCCUUGUCAUACUCCCCCAGAAAUUCUUUUGAACAUAACCUCACCCGAAAACCCUGGGGCGGAGGUCGUUCAAUAUGAUCCAGCGACUCAAGAUCCCAAUGUUCCUACCACAGCUUCAAUAGUUCUCAAAACGGCGUGGCCCGACGUUGAAGCCCCCAUGAGUGACCUCUGGGAGUGGUGCAACAUGAUGAUUACAACACAGAUGGAGGUAUUACCUGCGUGGGACGUCUUUUUUGCAGCCGAUUUUGAACGUAAAGAUAGCACUGUCUAUUGCUAUGCUUGGUGGCUCAAUCGGAUUGCCAAAAUCCCGCGGGCUUGGGACAACUGGAUUAAACAGCAGACAAGCCUCGGUGACCCUGUGACAAUUUUCGCGGGGCGCAAACACUGGCGUGCGUUGUUCACUGCAGUGGGAUGUCCUCCACCUGCCGGAGCACCAGCGGCUCCAGCAGGUGGAGCUCCUGCUGCAUCUUCUCAAGCUCCCUCUGCCACUUUGUCUAAUAAUGCACCGGUUCGCCAGAAGAGCAAAAAAAGAAAACUCGGAAAAUAUGUUAGCUUUGUAACUGCCAAAACUCAACGUGGUAGCUGUGACAUCAAGUCACAAAUCACACAGCCGACAUUCCCUCGAUCUUCCUCACGAGAACGGAGGAGUGCCAAUGGAGGAGUGCAUUGCUUGGACGCGAGUGAAGAGGAGACUAAGGAUGUCUUUUUCUUUUUUCUGAAUUAUUUUUCAUUCAUGCUAGAUUACGAUUCUGAUAUUGAUAUCAGCAAUGCCGACCUUACGGUUUUGGCUGACACCAAAACCAUGCCUACUCAAGGUACCGUACUUGAGGUGGAAGUCGACAGUAGUGACCCACCACGCGUCAAUGCACCAAUAGCCCCCGUUGAACAUGGAGUUGAAAAAGAUGAUGCUGCGGAGGUUGUGCCUGAAGUCAAAGACAACGCUGUUGCUGAGGAGGAUGACAAAUUCGAGGAGAUCAUUCCUAUCACCCUGCACUACGUGUGUGGAUUUGACGAUCCUGUUUCUGCCCAUGGACUGAACUUACUGGACUCACCACUCUUGGGCCACGGCUUGCUACCAAUUGUACAACUUCCCCCCACCCCUGAUACCAAUGUCACAAUGUUUUCCCUCCUCGGUAACCCUGGUGAGGACGUUGUAGAGUGGUCUUUCAAGGGCAAACAUGCCCAAAUCACUUUCACGCACAAUCUCAUACACCGAUGGAAUUUCCGCUCAACUUACAAGGCCAAAAUUACAUGUGGUGAUCAACAGACUGUUCUGGGUGUCCGGGCGUUCGCCAAUCCGGAUUUCUCCCUUGAGACUUGUCUUGGAACAGCCCAGGCCUAUUUCCACGUCGCUGUGUACCUCGAACAGUUCCGGUACGGCCUCGUGCCCCUCAUGCCCCCUGGGAAAGGGCGUGACUUGGAGCGGGAGACUCUUAUAGCUCUGCGAUUCCAAGAGAAACUUGUGGGAAUGAUGCACGAGGCGCCUGAUCUUGGUAGAGGCCUUGGUCAAUUGAAAGCUUUCACCGCUGAAGAGUUGAUCGUGGGUCCUUGGGAGAAGUACAGCCUGGAGACCUCUUUCUUUCCAAUCAAACCCCAAACUGGUCAUCACGAUCUUUCUGAGAUCAUGCGCCACUUGCUUAACGCUUUUACUCACUGGACAUAUCAACGGAGUGGCCAAACCGGCUUCAUUACGGGUUUCCAGGGUGUGGGGUCCGUGAUCACAGAGGCAGUUAUCCAUGAUACCACGUGCGCGUCUCCCUAUCCCUAA
This is a messenger RNA of Melampsora larici-populina 98AG31, 3066 nucleotides long. RefSeq lists its product as uncharacterized. The record is from RefSeq and is a predicted model, not a curated record. The transcript has 13 exons. Gene Ontology annotation, molecular function: protein serine/threonine kinase activity; ATP binding. Gene Ontology annotation, biological process: protein phosphorylation. The coding region runs from base 1 to 3066 and encodes 1021 amino acids. NCBI's taxonomy places the organism in Eukaryota, Fungi, Basidiomycota, Pucciniomycetes, Pucciniales, Melampsoraceae.